Messenger RNA from Mizuhopecten yessoensis (Yesso scallop), 7248 nucleotides. Its product is annotated as mucin-17-like. The coding region runs from base 302 to 5338 and encodes 1678 amino acids. Gene Ontology annotation, cellular component: actin filament; cytoplasm; extracellular region. Gene Ontology annotation, biological process: actin filament polymerization. Gene Ontology annotation, molecular function: chitin binding; actin binding; microtubule binding. The transcript has 9 exons. NCBI's taxonomy places the organism in Eukaryota, Metazoa, Mollusca, Bivalvia, Pectinida, Pectinidae. The record is from RefSeq and is a predicted model, not a curated record.
CAUCAUUGACGGCGGAGACAGGGGUUAUUACAUUAAAACUCUAAAUCGUGACAGCGCGCUUGCAUAUUAAUUAGGCAAAAACGUAUAUAGUUAAUAUUAAUGAGAACUUGCUUCAGAAAGGUAUAUAAUACCAACAGAUCAUCCCGGUGAACACGCGAACGAAGUUAGCUCCUUAGUCAAGUCAUCUACCAUUACGGGGGGCCUACAUCUGGCAGAAUGACUUAACAAUCACAGGGAACGUAACAUUUCGGAGCUCUUCUUUUAGUUGAAUGUUCAUGAGAGCUGACUUUAUUCAACAAUAAUGGCAAAAUUUGAACUUUUACCUGUUUUGCUUUCGUUUCUGUACAUUUGGAUUUUAUUCUCGCCUUCAUUGGGCCAAGACGAAGCUGCAGGGCCUGUCGAUACAGAGAAAAUUCCCGGUGUCGAUUAUGCAUCUAACAUGAUGGCGUCAAAUGCUACCUCGAGUAACGUGACGACUGGUGAAGAGAUUGUCGAUAGCAACAGUGCUAUUCCUAUGAACACUACAGAUUUAGACAACAGCACGGCGACCAACGUUACGGCGGGUACCGGGAACGCUAUAACUAUAACAGACGACCUUAACACGAAUUCUAGCCUUGUUAACACCACUUCUGGUUCUGUAUCAUUAGACGGAAAUACAACGCUAUCUGACAAUUCUACUUUAACCUUAUCGGAUGUUAACUCGACGGCAUCAGAAAACAGUACAUUCGUGGAUAAUAUUACCACACUUUCAAAUAGUAAUGCAGCUAUUUCCGACAAUAAUGCAACAAUAUCGGAAAGUAACAUAACUACAUCAGAUGGCAAUAUGACAACUUCUGACUUUAAUGUAACGAGUUCGGUUAACAAUUCAACCAUGUCGGAUGAUAUGACUAAGUUCAACAACAUGACUAUGUCAGGAAAUAUGACUUUGUCAGGAAAAAUGACCAUGUUAGAAAAUAUGACGUCAGAAAAUAUGACAGCAGUUAACGGUGAUGAUUUGUUUUCCGUGAAUGUGACAACAAACAAUGACACAGACAUCGUUAUUGGAGGGAUCAUAAACUCAACGUUUCUUGUUGACUCAAAUACUACUUCCAGUAGUGACACUGGCACGGGCACUUCUGGCACAGACACCGGCACGGGCACUUUCAAUGCAGACACCGGCACGGGCACUUUCAAUGCAGACACUGGGACGGGCACUUUCAGUGCAGACACUGGGACGGGCACUUCCAGUACAGACACUGGGACGGGCACUCCAGGUACAGACACAGACACGGUCAAUGAGGGCUUUGGGGACAAUACAGGUCAGGCCACCUUCGACAACCCACCAAGCGGGGGUGUUGACCCGUUCGAAGAUCCUUUUGGCAAUCCAUUCGGCGAUGGUACCGACAGUGGUGAUCCUUUCGGGGAGGAGCCCUUUGGCCCCGAAAAUCCUACAUUUGACUUAUGUACUGAGCCACCAUGUGAGCCCUCCAUUUUACCCGCCACUACCCCUAAACCUGUUACCCAACCCCCACCACCUCCUCCACCUCCUCCACCAGCUGCAGCAACCAAAGCCUUCGAUCGAUUAUUCAAUGACCAAGAACAGUUUGAGCUUAAGAGACUCCCAAAUUUUGCAUUUCCUCCUGCGAAUCCAGAAAUUCAAAGCAAACAAAACAGGCAAGACGCUUUUGAAGAAUUGAGAAAACAUAGAAUCGCAAGAUUACGAGCUUUAUUUAGUUCAUUUAAUGCAGGCGUCCCUGCCGUUGGCGGUCUCAGCUUUUUUAAUCCAUCUAAGGAGUUUUCAUCAUUAACGCAGAAUGCAGGAAAUCAAAUUAAUUUUCCAAAUAGCGGUUUGAGUCCGAGGGAAAAUACUAACCAAUUUCCUAGUGAUAAUGAUAUAUUUAGUUCACCUCGACUAAGAGAAAAUACGGCUAAUAGUAACGGUAACAAUGUGAACCUCGCCAAUUCUAAUGCACAUAAAACUUCUGAAAACAUAAUUGAACAACCUGCUGAAACCGUGCGUCCAUUCAAUCCCCCGCCUUCACUAAAUCGUGACCCUGCCACACCUACACGAAUAGUUGAGGUUAGUAGAGUAGUGCCCGGUGGAGUCGCUCCUCCCCCUCCCCCUCCCCCUCAACUAGAUAAGUCCAUAAAUAGAGAUUCCACCUUCAUCAAAUUGUUUGGACAAAUAGGCACAAGAGAACCAGAAAGAUCAAAGAUUGGAUCUACGAAUACGGUAAACACAAAUACCAAUUCUGCAAACACAAACAACAAUUUUGCAAACACAAAUAAUAAUUUUGCAAACACAAAUAACAAUUUUGCAAACACAAAUAACAAUUUUGCAAACACAAAUAACAAUUUUGCAAGCACAAAUAACAAUUUUGCGAACACAAAUAACAAUUUUGCAAACACACAUACAAAUUUUGCAAACACGAAUACAAAUUUUGUAAACACAAAUACCAAUUCUGCAAACAGAAAAACUCAAUCCUCAAAUGUAAACAUCGGUACAAUCAAUACUGGAAAGCAACCAUUCGCUUGGCCUUAUCAGGUGCCAGGAUCGUCAGGCAGGUCCACGUCCUCUAAAACGGCCUCCGCCCAGAGAGUGGUUAGUAGUGUGGUCAACGAAGGACCUGCGCUUUCGAGCUGGCUGGAUACAACACCAUUCCUGAGCGAUUCUGCUGGUGGCCGAAUCAUUGAUACGUCGGCUAUGUCCUCCAUAUCCUCAUCUAAUACAAUAGAUAAGACAGGUGGUCAGGCGGCGUCGCGUAUAGGAAUACCUUUCGUUGGGUUAGGAGAUUUAGAUACUUUUAACAUUAAAGAAAAACCAGCCAAUACAGCAGAUAGGGUUUCGUCUGGUGGAAGUACAACUUCAACUGGAAGAAACAGAAGUCCCCCAGUAGUACCCGGGGUACCAUUGAACGCUGACACUGCGGUUCAAAAUCAUCCGAUGAAUGUAAAUAGCAAUCCAUUUUCAGCUAGACGUCCUGGUGUCCCAUCAUGGGACAGGACGGAUCCUGCACUUGUUGAGUUUGGGACAUCAAGCCGUUCAUCGAUGCCCUCAAAGAAUUUAGCUAAUACCUGGCGGAGCGCACAACUACCCAUUGCCAGUUCGAAGACUUCUCAGAAUUCUAGAUCUUCCGGAAUGCAACAAAACAAACCACCAACUAGAGAUCCUCCCUUUAUUUUUAAACCAAAGCCGUCAUCAAACCUAGGGAGAAACAUUUUUGAUAACCGACGACAAUCGUCUACCUCUGAUAUCCAGCAACCACCUCCUCCUCCAUCGAAAACGGAAGCUUCGUUGUUUAAUCCAUCCAAGUUUGAGCAACCUCCUCCUCCAAGAAACCUGCCUUUUUCAAACAUACCACCUCCUCCCCCACCACCUGGAAGGAUAGGUUAUGACGCCUCUGAAAUAUUUGCUAAGAUAACGGGUGCUUCAUUUGGGAGGUCAGGAACAGGUGAAAGUGUCAUUACAACCAAGCGUUCACCUAGAUUAAUAGAGGAUAGACUCUCUGCUAUGAAUGGCGACCCUGGCUGGGACAACACAUUCUUUAAUCAUCCAGCUGUUAAAAAGAACCCAUCAGGUAUUCACAAGCCUUUCGUAUUGCCAUCAGUUCCAAAGAGUUUUUUACCUGCUGCAGAAAAUAAUGUAAACCCCUUCCAAAACACCUAUCCCCUGGAAAGUUUAAAGACAGAAACGUUACCAGAAAUCUAUGCAUUAGUUACAACAACAGAAGAGGCACUAACAACAACAAUGUUUCCCGAAACAACGACGAUAGACACAUUACCGUCUAGCGUAGAUCCUCUAUCAGAUUACGCAACUGCUACAACAUUACCAGAUAGCUCUCCUGGAGAUGUUAGCUUUACCACUGAUACUAUAAAUAUCCCUACGGAAACAACAACAACAACAGUUCCUGUAGCUACUAUGAACGAAUAUGUUACUACUACAGUUCCAGUUGUCGAGUCUUCCACAAAUCCACUUAUCGAUCUUCAAGGAUCUAGCACACAGGCAAGUACCUCCAGUCCAUUUAUAGCUUCUAAUGCAGCCACCAGUUCGAAGAGGUUAAACCAAAUGCCAAAUCAGCCAAACCCAUCAUCUGUUGUGCCAAACACCGAACCUCUAUUGACCAGUAAAGCGCAGCCAGCAGACAAUCAGGCAAAACUAAGGGAGUUCACCAAUGCUGCAGAAAUCUGCCGAGACUGCAACUUCAUCAACGGCUAUUGUCGGCUUGAGUUACCUGGAAACUGUAACCGAUUCAUAGAAUGCUCCAAACAUGACAGAGAGGUGCGAGCGUUUGAAAAAGAAUGUUCUCAUGGUCUCUUCUGGCACCAAGGCAAUCUCACUUGCGAACGACCUCUCCGUGUUAAAUGCGAAUUCGACCCUUGUUUAAACCGUGGCGUGUCAAACCACACGUACAUAGGCAAAUGUCGGGCGUACUGGAGUUGUAAGCGCAGCUACUCCAGCGCUCGAUGCUGUGCCAAGGGGUACGGCUACGGACUUCAGGACGGCACGUACGGAUGUAUACCAAUGCCUGACUGCCAGGACGACGGACACUGUAUGUCCAAGGAGGAGAGGGCUAACCUUACACUAAUUAAUGCAAACAAACCUAAAGUGUGUACCUUGAUGAACCAUCCAACCGAUCCUUUCAAGUACAUGCGAGGUUCACACUCUCUACCAUGUGCUCCGGGCACGCGGUUUGAUCAGGAGGAAUGCACUUGCAUCACGAGUCAAGCGGCGCCCAUUUCAAGAGUGUGCGCAAAGGAUAUGUACCUGGAUUUCGAAGGCCUCAUGUCAACAGCGUUCAUGGACAAGUCCGGUCGUGGUAACACACUGUACCAGAACAAUGUCUGGACAGACGACCAGGGCAUCGCCAAGUUCAACAAAGACAGUACAAUCACGCUCUGGAAGUAUUCCAACCAGAACAUAGGAUCCUCUAUAGCUAUUACCUUCCGAUUUCUGUCGUAUCGCUACACCUCCCGGAUGCAGACAUUAUUAUCUAAUUGUGAUCAGCUAACCGGAAUCGCUGCAAUCGAUAUUACACUAGAUACAUGGAAGAGUGUCAUCGACUUUAAAAUUGAAACUACCCACAGUCCAGGGAAUAAAAUAUCUCUAGCGUACAAUCCUCUCCAAUGGAACAAUGUGACUUUGAUCUAUGAUGGAGGAAGUUUUGUUGCCGCUGUGGACGAUGCAUAUGAACUGAUGUUCAUCCAAGGUGAAAUCCCAAGUAAGCAUCCGCCCCUUGUGAUAGGAGGGUGCUCAGCUAAGAAAACGGAAGGCUUGCUCGGGUUUGUCGAUGAUGUAUCAAUAUACAACGGAUGCAUACCAGAAGAUCUUAAAAAUACCUAUCUCUUCGCCAGGAAAUAAUUCUUUUUCUGAAAAACUUGCGUGACUACCAAGCUCCGGGAAAUUAUUUCCUGCUCAAACCCAUACUACAGAGAAACAAUGGAAGAUAUAAAAAAAACUCGGUAAAGCUGGUACAUAGACGUGAUGUGUGUGUAUGUCUUACCGUUGAUGGUGAAAUAGGGAAAUAUGACAAGGUGAUACUUUGAAUACAACAUAUAUUCCUUGACCCAUAGGUAGACAUGAUGUAACAUGGUAUUAAUGAAAGUCCGGAAUGCAUUGUGCACAACGAGUUGUUUCCUAAUAAACGAGGAGAUGAAUGGCAGUAACACCUGCCAGACGUGAAAGAAAUAUGAUCAUACACGUGAAACGGAUUCCAUUUAUCUAACCCAUCUUACAAACAGAGAGGUGUUGAGAUAGUAACCGCGUUAGUUAACAGAAAUAUACGGUACAUUGUCUUGAAAUGAUAUUUUACUUUGUAACAAAGUUACUUGUGUAAUAUAAUUUAAAUAGCGUUUCUUAGAAAGCAAAAUAUUGCAUCCCGGUGUAAAUUACUCAUCCUACCUCUAGAUCACUUCAUCCAUAAGAUGUUUAACCCCCAUGUGACCAUGCAAACUCACGCGGCAGAAAGGUAAAUGGAUAGAAAUAUUUCCAAGAGCGAAAAUUAACACAGAAAUAUUUGCUACAGAUUUCUAUGUAAAAUUCAUUCAAACACAAGAUGUUGAAAAAACAUUUUUGAAUUAUACAGCAAGGAUCUGUUAGAUCAAAAAGAUAUCCUACAGACAAUUUGAUGUUGUUAAACAAUGUUUAUUUAUAUCAUUACAAUUAUCACGAUUAUCAUUAUCAUCAUUAACAUUGUCAUUUCAGUUAAUCAUUUAAUUUAAUCAAUAUUGAUUUUUUUUUGUAUCGAAAAAGUCAUUUUAUUAUACAUCCACAUGGGUAAAAUUGCUUCAGCUAUUGAAUAUACCAGCUCUUUUGUCUAUAUAUCAGAGUAUAGCAAAAUCGUAAUCAUGACAAAAUUGCAUUUUCCUGAGAGUAAAUGUUUCUAUACGUCAAAAAUGUGAAAGACAUUUACAUUUGAGGCUUUAUAAACUUUUCACAUUAUUGUCAAAUAUAUUGCUUUACCCCACAAAUAUUUUUUGUCUAUUUAAUGAGAGGCAUGACGACACAUGUCAACAUGGCGAAUCAGAGAGUGGCAUGAUGAAUAUUAGUACAAUGUUAAGGAAACAUUUCAAAAUUAUGUGAAACAAAGAUGAACUAUAGUUUACAUACAUCGAUAAUUUCCUAAAGUUCAUACUUAAUAUGAUAUGAUGGGUAUCAAAUCCAUUUAGUUAUUUUAUAUUUAAAUACCAUAUCCACUAUAUAAAACAAUGUGUUUAAAAUGUGUAUGACAUACGUCAUAGCAUCAAAGAUGACAUGUUUAACCCUAAACUUUAAAUCCUUCCAUGGGAAUUGUCACGUCGUUUAAUAACGUCUAAUAUGACGUCACAUGUAUGCAUGCCCUAUCAGAAUGUGACAUGUUGAAUAUUUGAAAUAUGCUAACUAAAUCAUUUAAAAAUCUCCUUCUUAUAUUGUAUUUGAAAUGAUUAUUAUAGAUAAAUAUGAACAUAUAUGAUCAUAAUGUAUUGUUAUAAUCAUCAGGUGGAACAGCACGACAGAAAUUAUUACACUAUAUAAUUUCUUGUAGAGACACGGCACUCCAUACGUCAUCUGGGAAAGGUGAUAUAGGCAAUACUGAAGUAGACUGCUCAUUUUACAUAUAUUGAUCAAUUUAUCACACUGUAAUUAUGCAUAUUGUGGAAAGGCGUUGAUUCUUUUCACUAUAAGCAUGUUUGGCAAAGCACAAAACAAUUAUUUAUUCAUAUGUUGCCAUUUUUGUACUGUAAAAGUUUUAAUGUCUUUGUUGGAACCAAAAUAAAAUUUAUCUUUGUGUG